This is a messenger RNA of Solanum stenotomum, 696 nucleotides long. RefSeq lists its product as uncharacterized. The coding region runs from base 1 to 696 and encodes 231 amino acids. The record is from RefSeq and is a predicted model, not a curated record. Lineage: Eukaryota; Viridiplantae; Streptophyta; Magnoliopsida; Solanales; Solanaceae. The transcript has a single exon.
AUGGACAUUCACACUUUACAUGCAGAGGCAGUAUUACUUACUCCAGCCCCUGGGCCUUCACGUAUAUCUAGUGCUAGCCCUUCCAUGACUCUGAGCUCUUCUACAACUCCCUUGGCCCCUAGGUCAGUUGUUAGUGUUGCUCAUUCCCAACCUUUACUCACUCAGGCAGCGAUACUACGAAUAGGGCAUCUAGCCCAUUCUGCUGAUAGGCAUGCCUCCAGGCUAGAGACUAUAGCCUCUGGGAUGAUUGAGAGAGCCCUCACUGCUGUUAUGGCACUUCUUAAUUUGUCUAUUAAUGCCUUCGCGGUAAGGAGAGAGGUUUGUGAAAGGGUUCAGGGAGCCACUCAUGAGGUGACGACCCUUAAGGCCGCUAUUGUUGAGUUGAGAAAGGACGUGGACCAGCUGAAGUCCACGAAUAUGUUCAUAAUUUUUGGGACUGUGGAGAUUCUUGACAUGCCAGUUGAUACGGAUGUGCCUCCGACUACCACCGGAGUUGUGCCGAUACAUGAUAUGGCUGCUUCUGAGUCUAAGGUAGAGACGGAUGAGGAACAGCUCGGUCUACAAGAGGAGACAACAUAUGAGGGCCUUAUAGGGGUUGAGGAGGCUAUGAUGGAUUCAGCCCUGCAGAUUUCAUUGGUAGAUACGUCUAUGGCAGGUUCUGGUGGAGCCAGUGUUUCUGUUAGACCGGGCAUUUAG